AUGAGGCCCGUGCUACUUUUGGUUGGCCUCCUCUCAGCGACCCGCGCGUUCAUCUCUGUGUCGCCGGCGCGACGGCCAGCGAGCACGCUGCUGCGCGCGGAGGAGGACGGCGGCGGCCCGAAGCGGUCACUCGCCGACGCUAUUAGCGCUUUCAGCAAGGGCGCGCUGAGCCGCGAGGAGCUCGAGGGCGCCGUCAAGGCCGAGGAGGCGGCGGCCGCCGCGGCGCUGGCCAAGGAGAAGGCGAUUCGCGACGCCAAGGAGAAGGCCGAGCGCCAGAAGCAGGCCAUCGGCGCCGGCUCCGUGCUCGGUGCGUUAGGUUUAGUAGCGGGAGGUAUAAUCGAAGCUGAAACCUUAGCGGACGGCAUCGCUUUGGCGUCCGCGGGAUUGUUAGGAAUAGGCGGUUACGCCGUCGCGAGUCGUGAUGAUGAACUAGCAUCGACGGUGAGAAACACCGCGGGCGCGGCGGGCACCGCCGCGUUCGACGCGGCCGGCGCCGCCGCGGAAGCCACCGCCCAGGCGGCCGCCGACGAGAUCAAGGCCAUCCCCGGGCGCGCCGCCGACGCGGCACAAAGAGCAGCCGAAGACGCCGUCGAGGAGAUCAAGGCCGCGCCUGGGAAAGCUGCUGAUGCCGCUCAGCAGGCGGCUCUCAACGCCGUCGAGGAGGCCAAGCUCCUACCGGGCAAGGCCGCCGACGCGGCGCAGCAGGCCGCGCUCGACGCGGUCGAGGAGGCGAAGGCGACGCCCGGUCGCCUCGCCGACGCGGCGCAAAAGGCUGCGGAAGAGGCCCUGGAGGAGGCCAAGCUCCUCCCGAGCAAGGCCGCCGACGCCGCCGCCGACGCCGCGCAGAAGGCCGCCGACGAGGCGCAGCGCGCGGCCAAAAAGGCCGCGGACGACGCCAUCGCCGAGGCCAAGGCCGCGCCCCAAAAGGCCCUGAACAGCGCCAAGGCGGAGCUCGACGCGGUCAUCGCGCCGCUCAAGGACGCCUUGCCGACGCCGCCGCCCGCUCCUAAGGCCCCGGCCGCGCCGCCCAAGGCCGCGGCGCCGAAGCCGCCGCCUGUGAAGAAGGCCCCGGCCGCGCCCGCGAAUCCGUUCGCCGGCAUCAGCCCGCCCAAGGCAAAGCCCGCGGCGCCGGCUGCGCCGAAGGCGCCGCCCAAGCCGGCACCGGCGAACCCGUUCGCCGGCCUCGGCGCGCCGGCGGCGCCGAAGCCCAAGGCCGCGCCGAACCCGCCCGCGCCGAAGGCGGCCCCGCCGAAGCCCGCCGCGCCGGCCUUCUCGAACCCCUUUGCCGGAGGCGGCGCGCCGCCGGCGCCCAAGGUCGCGCCGAAGGCGGACGCGCCGCCCGCGCCCAAGGCGAAGGCGCCGGGCGCGUUCAACCUCUUUCCCGGCGGCGGCGCGCCGGCCCCGAAGGCGCCGGCCGCGCCGCCCAAGGCCGCCGCGCCCAAGGCCGCGCCGAAGCCGCCCGCGCCCAAGCCGAAGCCGGCGCCGGCGCCGACCGUGUCCGUGUCGAGCGUCAUCGGCAGCCAGCGGAAGGCGCCGGCGCCGCGGCCCGCGCCCAAGCCGACGCCGCGGCCCGCGCCCCCGAAACCCGCGGCGAAGAAGGCCUCGUCGGGUGGCGCGUUCAACCUCUUCCCCGGCGGCGGCGGCGGCGGCGCGCCGGCCGCGAAGGCGCCCGCGCCGGCGCCGGCGAAGGCGUCGCCCUUCUCCUUUGGUGGCUCGAAGCCGGCCGCGAAGCCUACGCCGGCGCCGGCGCCCAAGCCGGCGUCUCCGUUCUCCUUUGGCGGCAGCAAACCGGCCGCGAAACCCACGCCGGCGCCGGCGCCCAAGCCGGCAUCUCCGUUCUCGUUCGGCGGCAGCAAGCCGGCCGCAAAACCGACGCCCGCGCCCGCGCCGGCCAAAAAGCCGGCGUUCUCGUUCGGCGGCGGCAAGCCCGCGGCGAAGCCGACGCCCGCGCCGGCCCCGGCGAAGUCGUCCCCGUUCUCCUUCGGCGGCGGCGCCAAACCGGCCGCGAAGCCGACGCCGGCGCCCGCGUCGAAGCCGGCGGGCAUCCAGUUCGCGCCGUCGAAACCCAAGGCGCCCGCCGCGCCCAAGAAGGCGUUCGGCGGGCCGCCGAAGAAGACGGUCACGCCCGAGCAGUCGAAGUACAAGAACGCGAAGGAUUUUUGGGCGAGCAAGAAGAAGUAAUUUGGUUGGGAG
Molecule: messenger RNA, 2193 nt
Organism: Pelagomonas calceolata
Lineage: Eukaryota; Pelagophyceae; Pelagomonadales; Pelagomonadaceae
Source: the annotation of a GenBank genome assembly